UCAGUUCUUGCAGCGCCGCUUGAAGUCGAGCACACCUUGUAAACUAGCGGUUCACUUAUAUCACGUGACGUGCUUGUUGCGUUAACUUUAUUAUACGUGCAUACGCAACACGUGCUGACGGUGUCUCAAUUUUGAGACGGACGCUUAAAUCAUCAUUAUGGUGAGUGUCGUGCAAUGCUUCAUGUCCAAACUGCUUUCGCCCCUGUGGCGUCGAGCGCAGGAGAAUGAAGAUGUGCACAAAGACGACGGGCUUUACUUUGCGGGUGCGGAGGAGAUCCGGCAGGUGCACACUGGUGUCGUGACACAGCUGUGUGUGGAUUAUGGUCUAAUAGAUCAUUCUGUGUAUUUCACAUCAGGAGUUGUGUUAGGAGGAGUUGUGUUGUGUGUGGGAGACACAGUUCAAGCUAUUGCUGUUCGAGAAGGAGCUCAUGGAGGAUGGAGAGCAUUGAGGGUCGAGCGACUGAAGAAUGUUUGGGAGAAUGGUAACUCAGAGUUUCUCGGAGGAGAGGCCGGUAAACUCAAACCUCUGAUUGGAACAGUGACCUCAUGUGAUCAAGAUGGAGGCAUUAUAAACCAGACAACAUCUUUCCCACGAUCAGCUCUUUGUGAAGGUUUUGUGCCAAUGAAGGGAGACUGGGUGUUGGCACAAUAUUUCGUCAGCCCUAAAGAAUGGAGCAGUCAGGCACAGACAGUUUCUCCACUGCGAUAUCGUCGCAUGGACGGGGUUUGUGUGACCUGCACAUUUGGCAAGAGUGGUGUUGUGGAAGACAGUGUGUUUUUCAGCCUGGAGUCUCUGAUCGUGCCGUCUGGCUUCACACCUGCUCGGGGAGACAUAGUGAAUGUUGUGGUGCUGGAAAGCAGUCAGUCGCUGUACUGCUGGAGAGCUCUUUGCAUGACCCCCGUUCAGCACAGAAGUGCACAUGAAGGGAACAAAACGAACACCUCAGUGCUGAAAAUGCUUGACUCUGAGAUUCACAGCCUGCUGGAGAAUAAAGGUGGACUCGAGGUCAGUCACGAUACCCAGUUCGGCUCUCUCCUGCUAGGAAACACCAAGGAGCUGCUGAUCUGGAUUCAAAAUACUGGCUCAGAGUGCCACAGGCUGAAGCGCUGCGAGUUUGCAGGAUGGGACUCGGAGCAGCAGUUUUCUCUCAGAAAACCUCAACACAUCCAAGCUGCUGCUGGCCCAGCGCAGGGCAGUAGAGAUGGGGAGGUAGAGGAUGGGGAAGAUGUGCAGACUGUACGAGUGAUGGAGAGAAACCUGGAGAUUGUACCUGGAGGGAAGCUGUGUGUGACUGUCAGAUGCCAGGCCAGGACUCUGGGUCGCUCUGAUGAACUCUUGCUGCUUCACUUCAUGUCUUUCACUAUCGGGAGGCGCCUGGUGGUGUUGGUGAACAGCGCUGAGGAGAGUUUACUCAAACCCAGCGCUCCCUACUGUCCUGUAACAACACAACAACGACAGGAGCCUUCCCAGGUGCUCACGGUCUCUGCUCCCCCUGCUCCUCUCAGGCUUGCGAAGAGACAUCUGCCAAACUUUUUGGGAAACUAUGCAGUACCACAGGCUCUCCGGGAUUGUGUUGAAGCCCAGAGAGAUGUGCUGAUAGUCCAGCCUGCACUGGCCGAGCCGCUGAGUUUGUUGACGAGAUCGCGCUUCUCUGCUCUUUUGUGGUUGGAGGAGCUGCAGGCUGAGAAAGAGCUCAGAGAGUUGAGCAUCACUGGCGCCAUCCUCAGAAAGGGAGCUGUGUACUUGCACCUGGAGGUGCCAGGACUUACAGAGGGUCGCCCAAGCCUCUUUAUUGGUGAUAAAGUUCUUCUGAAGAAACCUUGUAGUGGAGGAAUUAUUGUUGAGUACAUAUCUUACGUCACAGAGAUCACUGAUGAGGAUGCGAGCUUGCGCGUAAAUGCAGACUUUCACAAGAGCUAUCUAGGAGAACCUCUGGAUGUCGAGUUCACAUACAACAGGUUAACCAUGAGAAGGUGCCACUGUGCUUUGGAGCAAACUAAACAUUUUGGAGACAACAUUUUGUUUCCCAGCGUGCUGACACUGCAGCCUCCUCAGUGGAGUGGAGAGUGGGGUGUACAGGACAAGGGUGCAGAUCUCCCACAGGAGGUGAAAGACCCAAGCAGUGAAGAGGUGGAAGGGUCAUGUUCUUUGACUACAGAUAUGGUGUCCGUGUCCACACAAACUAAAACAGAUUUAACAAUGACUGCAAAACACAUCCCAAAUCCCGGCGAGUUCUUCAACCCUCAGCUAAAUUCUGCCCAGCAGGAAGCAGUCAAACAGAUUCUGAGAGGAGACUGUCGUCCCAUACCAUACAUUCUGUUUGGUCCUCCCGGCACGGGCAAAACCAUUACUCUAAUAGAAACUAUACUGCAGGUGAAUCAUCGCAUCCCUUGUAGCCGUGUGCUCGUCUGCACGCCCUCAAACAGUGCCGCUGACCUUAUCUGCCUGCGCUUACAUCAGAGUGGAUACCUGCAUGCUGCCAGCCUGGCUCGAGUCAAUGCCACCUGCCGACCAGAAGAGUCUAUGCCAGAGGAGUUGCGUCAGUAUGCGAGAGCUGGAGAGGAUAUUCGGCAUGCCAGUUUUCAUCGAAUUGUUGUCAGCACGUGUUCGAGUGCUGGAAUGAUGUACCAGAUCGGCCUGCGUGUUUGUCAUUACACCCAUGUGUUUCUCGAUGAGGCUGGUCAGGCCACUGAACCUGAAACUCUGAUUCCUCUUGGUUUACUUUCUGAGGAAAGUGGACAGAUCGUGCUGGCUGGUGAUCCAAAGCAGCUUGGACCAGUUAUAAAGUCGAAAGUUGCUUCCGCUUUUGGACUGGGAGUUUCUUUCCUUGAGAGACUGAUGGGAUUGCCACUUUACAGCUGCGGUGAGAGAGGCUACAAUCCCAAAUUGGUGACAAAGCUGGUGUAUAACUACCGAUCCCAUGAGGCUUUGCUGGAGUUGCCAUCGCGGCUGUUUUAUGCCGGUGAGCUGUGUGUGCGUGCCCCAAGAUCAGUGGUGGAUUCCCUUUGCCACUGGAACGGACUCCCCACUAGGGGGUUUCCUCUUACUUUUCAUGGAGUCAGGGGAACUGAGAUGCGAGAGGGAAGCAAUCCAUCCUGGUUCAAUCCUGCUGAGGCGGUACAAGUAAUGAUGUACUGUUGCCAGCUAGCAAAGAGACUGUACAACCCCAUACCAGCCACAGACAUAGGCAUCAUUACUCCCUAUAAAAAACAGGUGGAGAAGGUUCGUGUGCUUCUCCACAGGGUGGGCCUGUCGGAAGUGAAGGUGGGCUCAGUGGAAGAGUUCCAGGGUCAGGAAUUCCUGGUGAUCAUCCUAUCAACAGUUCGCUCGAAUGAGGCACUGAUGAAUGAAGAAUUGCAUAGCACACUGGGAUUUUUGUCCAAUCCCAAGCGUUUCAAUGUUGCCAUUACACGAGCCAAAGCUCUCCUCAUUGUCAUUGGAAAUCCACACGUUCUUGUCAUGGACCCAUGUUUCAAUGCUUUGCUGCAGUACUCAUAUGAUAACAGAGCAUUCCAAGGAUGUGACCCACCAGCAAGUCUACGUGACUCUUAAAGGAUUUGUCCGUAUGGCAUAGUGUUGCGAUACAAGUACUUGAUAUAUGUGUUAUGUAAUAAAUAAAAACCCUAGUUUUGGUUAUCAACAUCCAUUUUGUUUGAGGGACAUUGAUGUCAGAGGUAAGGGCUGCAGUGUACCAUAUGCAAAUUAAAAGUACAGUAUCCCUUCAUAGUUUCCAGCAGAAUUGGUUUUGUCUUAAUCUUUUCAAUGUUCUUUACUUUUUGUCAUUUAUUUCUGCAUCUGAGCUUGCUGGAGCACUUUAGAGAUUAUGUUGGCACAAAGAAGUUAUUAUAUCUGUUCAAAAGUGUUACUAAAAUGUUUGUUUUCAUAUAAAAUUUGUGAAAUCAUA
Triplophysa dalaica is the source of this 3905-nucleotide messenger RNA. It is a transcript of the gene mov10l1, whose product is annotated as Mov10 like RISC complex RNA helicase 1. The record is from RefSeq and is a predicted model, not a curated record. Bases 158 to 3553 code for a protein of 1131 amino acids. Gene Ontology annotation, molecular function: helicase activity. The transcript has 27 exons. NCBI's taxonomy places the organism in Eukaryota, Metazoa, Chordata, Actinopteri, Cypriniformes, Nemacheilidae.